Molecule: messenger RNA, 7857 nt
Organism: Apodemus sylvaticus (European woodmouse)
Lineage: Eukaryota; Metazoa; Chordata; Mammalia; Rodentia; Muridae
Gene: Bace2
Product: beta-secretase 2
Exons: 9
Coding region: 91-1635 (514 amino acids)
Biological process (GO): amyloid-beta metabolic process; membrane protein ectodomain proteolysis
Cellular component (GO): endosome; trans-Golgi network; membrane
Molecular function (GO): aspartic-type endopeptidase activity
Source: RefSeq, a predicted model, not a curated record
UCUCCAGCCUCCUCCCGGUCCGCCCCGCCCCGGCCGGCCAAGGACCGCAGAACCGCGCGUUCACAGACUCGCCGAGCCCCCGCCGCGGGGAUGGGCGCGCUGCUUCGAGCACUCUUGCUCCCGCUGCUGCCUCAGUGGCUCUUGAGUGCGGUCCCCGCACUGGCCCCCGCGCCCUUCACGCUGCCCCUCCAAGUGACAGGGGCCACAAACCACAGAGCCUCGGCUGUUUCCGGGCUCGGGACCCCUGAGUUACCCCGGGCCGAUGGCCUGGCCCUCGCACUGGAGCCUGUCAGGGCUACCGCCAACUUCUUGGCUAUGGUGGACAAUCUUCAGGGAGACUCUGGCCGUGGCUACUACCUGGAGAUGCUGAUCGGGACCCCUCCACAGAAGGUACAGAUUCUUGUGGACACCGGAAGCAGUAACUUCGCUGUGGCAGGUGCCCCACACUCCUACAUAGACACCUACUUUGACUCAGAGAGCUCCAGCACAUACCACCCCAAGGGCUUUGAUGUCACUGUGAAGUACACACAGGGAAGCUGGACUGGCUUUGUUGGUGAAGACCUUGUCACCAUCCCAAAAGGCUUCAACACCUCUUUCUUGGUCAAUAUUGCCACUAUUUUUGAGUCUGAGAAUUUCUUUUUGCCUGGGAUUAAAUGGAAUGGAAUCCUUGGACUUGCUUAUGCUGCCUUGGCCAAGCCAUCAAGCUCUCUGGAGACCUUUUUUGAUUCCCUGGUGGCCCAAGCAAAGAUUCCGAACAUUUUCUCCAUGCAGAUGUGCGGGGCUGGAUUGCCAGUAGCUGGAUCUGGUACCAACGGAGGUAGUCUUGUCCUGGGUGGAAUUGAACCAAGUUUGUAUAAAGGAGAUAUCUGGUAUACCCCAAUUAAAGAGGAAUGGUACUAUCAAAUAGAGAUCCUGAAAUUGGAAAUUGGGGGCCAGAGUCUUAACCUGGACUGCAGAGAGUAUAACGCAGACAAGGCCAUUGUGGACAGUGGUACCACACUCCUGCGCCUACCCCAGAAGGUGUUUGAUGCAGUGGUGGAAGCUGUGGCACGCACAUCUCUGAUUCCAGAGUUUUCUGAUGGCUUCUGGACGGGGGCCCAGCUGGCAUGCUGGACAAAUUCUGAAACACCAUGGGCGUAUUUCCCUAAGAUUUCUAUCUACCUGAGAGAUGAGAAUGCCAGUCACUCUUUCAGGAUCACCAUUCUGCCACAGCUCUACAUUCAGCCCAUGAUGGGAGCUGGUUUCAAUUAUGAAUGCUACCGUUUUGGUAUCUCCUCUUCCACAAAUGCGCUGGUGAUUGGUGCCACUGUGAUGGAGGGCUUCUACGUGGUCUUUGACAGAGCUCAGAGGAGGGUGGGCUUUGCUGUGAGUCCCUGUGCAGAGAUUGCAGGUACCACAGUGUCUGAAAUUUCUGGGCCCUUUUCCACCGAAGACAUAGCCAGCAACUGUGUUCCAGCACAAGCUCUGAAUGAACCCAUCUUGUGGAUUGUGUCCUAUGCCCUGAUGAGUGUGUGCGGGGCCAUUCUCCUAGUUCUGAUCCUCCUUCUGCUGCUCCCGCUGCACUGCCGACAUGCCCCCCGAGACCCUGAGGUAGUUAACGAUGAGUCCUCACUAGUCAGACAUCGAUGGAAAUGAAGAGACUUGUCUGAACUCCAGCAGCCUUGAACUCAGCUCUUCCAAGAGGGACAUCUCCAAAUGGUUUCUCUGUCCAUUAGUCUGGAACCUCGGGUGUGCAUCUGAAUGCCUUCCAGACUGAAUCUUGAUUACUCUUGAUUUCCAAGUUUUCAGAUCUUUUCUACUUCAGAGAUAAAUGAUAAUAAAAACACCUCAUUGUGAACCAAAACAGUGCAUUGGGCUUCAGGCUUUAUGGGAGUGGUUAUGCCAAACUGCCCAGUGUACCAUAAAACCAAAAACAACCCAAACAAAGAAAAAAAAUGGGCACGCCCUGGUUAGUUACUAUAUUCUUUUCAACCUCAGGAAAAAUGAGUGCAUUCAGUUGCUUGCUCUCUUGCCUAGAGGAAACUUUUGGUAUUGACCAUAUUAAAGAGUAUUUUGUUUUACACUACUGCCUAGUCUAGAACAAGUAAGAAGGCUUUCAGUAUCCUAGCAGAAGUAGACUUGAGCCUGAUGAGAGAACCACUCAGCCUUCUUCUGUACCUGACUGUACUGCAGGACCUGGGGUAGGUCUCAGGCUCUCCAGCAAUGAGAAUCCACACACAGAUCACAUAAUCCCUUGCCAGAAAGAUCUUUGCCCAUCUAGAUAGAUUGAGAUGGCAUUCUAGUGAAAUGUAGUAUCUUUGGCAUGCAGGCAAAGAUGUUGCUUGUGUGGCUUGGCUAGUGUUCUGAGUUUGGGUAGGGUUCAGGCCCUGGCCGGUAUGAUGAGGCAGAACAGGUGCUGGGCUACAUGCUGCUCUUGACAUUCUGUUACCAAGCUGGCCAUGGUCACAUACACUUACUCAGAUUUCAAGUUAAUUAAUCAUGUUUUAAUGAGGAAAACAAACUCUCUCAUCUCUGCUACCAUAAUUGUUUCUUUUCUCUAAAUCUUCUUUGGAACUAAAUUGGUAAUUACUGAUCUGGGAAAUGGAGACAUGGCCAGAUGCCUGUGCUUCUGACCAGCUGUCAGGGAAGGAAAACUCGUGACUUGGAGUCAUUUCCACUUUUCUGAAUCCUUUAAAGUCAUGUAUUUCCCUUCAUAAGAUGCUUUGGGCCCAAGUGUACCAAUCCAAAGCAACUUGAAGGCACAUGACUGGCAGAUAACCUCUGUGGUUCUUCCCUGGGGGUGGGUAGAGGGGAUUUGGAGCAUGGUAAAGUCUUGGCAAAGGAAGAUCAGCAGUACCUUUAUUUACUACCAUUUGAGACCUUUGCUAAAGAAAGGUGGAAGCCUAUUACUCUAUGUGACCACUUGUUUAGGAUGGGACAUUAAUUGACAUACAAAGUCACCUUGUGGACACACACCCCACCAUUCCUAAGCCAAGUUCAAUGUUUACUUUGUGAUGCUACCUGCUACCAGGAUAGGUUGGACAUAAAACAUUCCACCCAGAGUGCUAAGCAGUCCCUCCAGCAGGAGGGUCUUUGGUGUUGACAACAGUCUUUGUGCGGAUGUCUCAGCCAUAUGUUCUGCUCACCCGGUCACCUCCAUAUUGAGAAAUACAUGGCAGUGCCAAGGACACUCAAGAGCCAUCCAGGAAUGUCACCGUGAACUGGAAGAUUCCCUAGCAGCCAGAGGAACCUUCUGUGAGAUUCUUGUGUGAAAGGAGUUGAGCUGUUGAAGAAGAAAGAUCCAACCAAAGCAGGGAUAGCUUUUGGUUCUCAAAUACUCAGAUGUGUCCAGCAUGCUCUAGUUGAGCAUGAAUAAUUCCAAAAUUCAUUACAAGGUUAGAAAUCUCUGGAAGUGAGAUCUGAUCACCUGUUGAUUUUUCCAUUGGUUACUAUCUUCUAGGCAGGUUUGCAUGGAAGACAACCAAGUUCUCCUAGACUCUGUCUCCCUUCCCUGUUCUGUGAGGACUUUGAAUCCCUGAAAUAGGACUGCUCAGUCUUCACACUCAUGAUAUCUGAUUCUUUGUAUUAGGUCAGGCUUCUGAAGUGCAGGAUGUCAAGGCAGGUGGAAGAUUACCAGCAUUUUCUGUAUUUCGUAUCAAAUGUGUCUACCUUUGUAUCUCAGAUGCCACUUAAUGUGACAUUUUGAUGGGAAUACUUAAAUUACAAAAGCAUAGCUUUGCAACUAGAAUGAAAUCAGCGGUUGAAUUUGUGACAUUUUCCUGGCAUAUACUUAGUCAAAACUGUGGUGACACCCACCUUCUCAAAUUCUACAAAUUGAGACUUCACUUUGGCAGACUUUCAGGAGUGUUUGCCUUGAACAGGAAUCAAAAUAGUGGCCUUUUGAGGGCCUCAGUUUUACCUUGAAUAGAAUGAGGAAUGGCCUGGAAGAUCUUUCUCCAUACAUUGAGAGUUGCAGGUGAUCCUUGUAUGGCCUAUGGAAUUUCUUCCUUAGUUUUUGUUUGUUUGUUUUUUGGAUUUUUUUCUUUGCCAGAAACAAGUGCCUGGAGUUAAAGAGGUAGGUGUGCUACACAAGACCAUGGGAUAUGCUUCUCCCAGCACAUAUCACUCCUGAGCACUUUGGAAAGAAUUUAUCUGACUGUCCUGAAACCCAGAGGUUUGGGUUGGAGAUGCAUUUGGGAAGAAAAACAGCAAUAAGGACUCCAAGGAGCUUUGAGGAAGAGAUUUCUCUAAAGCAGAUUCCAUUCUCUUCUUUAAGAGGUGGGGAGGGACUACUUGAUGAUUUAAUUAAGAAUGGAAAUUUGCUAAAUUAGCCUUAACACUUUCUCACCUGGUGGAGCAGCUAUGCCUGGCUGGGAUUUGAGUUCCAGCUUUCUCCCUGGGAGUAAGAAUGCGGCCCAAAAGUCUGUCCCACAGACAAGGAUAAUUUGGUUUCACAGCGUUUAUCUUUAUUAGUGGAAACAAAAUAGCUGGACAGCAUUCCAGAGUGUUUUCUUUUGUAUGAACUUACUAGAAUUGAUUAUUGGCACACCUACAUGAGAAAAAAAUCUCCACUAUCUUCUGAGGAAAAGCAAUACAAAACAGAAACACACACACACACACACACACACAUCUAGGAUUAUGUGCAUCUCCAAUAUGUCUUAAGAAUUACAGACCUGAAUGUGUAGCCCUUUACCUGUUAGACAGUAAUGCAGUUCUGUGUAGGGUGGGUAAGAGACUCAGACUAGGGAGUAAAGCAAGGUCCCAGAAUAAGCAAAGUUAGCGAUUUGGAAAAUGCUUCUUUCAUCUGGGCAUUAACUUUCUUUAAUCCUCCAGUUGGCCUACUGUGUUGGAAGUGUCAUUUUUAUUUUACAGAGCUAUAACUCCCCACCACCCAAUUUCAAGAAUGUUUAGGCAUUGAAGUCAACGUUGACAUAGAGGACAUGUGGGAGACAGGUAGCCUGCAUGUUGCCUGAGCCAAACAGAGAUUGGUCAAUUCCAUCAGCAAAGAGUUGAGGAUUCCUGGGAGUUGAUAAAAUUUAAACUCUUAUAGGGGGACAAGGCCUGAAGGAGUCAGGAAAGAGGCAUGUCCCCCACCUCACCCUGCAGUUUCAGUGUUCUAGAGAGCCAAUGUAGGCAACCCAAUUUACUCCAGUUUUUUUUAGCAUGGCCUACAUUCGUUUUGGGAAUCUCCAAAGGGAAGCCCUCAAGUUGGUCACUGGCCACUGAGCAGACAUUCCACAGAGGACAAUUUGUUUUGUUUAGAAGAUGUCUAUUCCAGUAAGACCAGAAUUCCUUGAGUUCAGGAGCAGGACCCAGGCUUGAGGUUACAGGAUCAAGGCUAUGUGCUGGGGAGUUCAUUGGGUAAGGGAAAGUUACUCGGGCCACACUGACUUGGCCAAGUUUCUUUUUGGGACUGUGUACCCAAGAAGGACUAUUGACAGUCAGAGCUAGACAGUCCCGUGAUAACAAGCCUUGUUAGAUCACUUACCCACUCUGGAAGCUGUUGUCAGCCUCAAAUCUGUGCCCUGUCUACAGUGGUCCUACUCUUCCUGCAGGAGUGGGUCUCAUGGGUCUCAGGGUGCAUAAGUACCCAGUCUCAUUCAGAGUCAACAUGGUGAGCCCAGGCUAGUCAACUGCACUGGGUCAGACAGUGAAGUGAAGCAAUCAUCAUGUUGCUAAAGAUUUUGAAAACCAAACCAAUCCUCCUGGUGACACCCAUGUAUCUACAAAGCCCACAAAUGAGGAGCUUAUUAGGAGUGGGUGAGUGAGUACUCACAAUGUCAAAUUCUAAGGCUGGUAACUUUUCCUACCUCCCACCACACAAGCUUCCUUUGGAUUUUGUAUCAGAUGUCACAUUACAGUUACUCUUAAAAAGAAGAAGGUAGAUGAAGACUGUCCUUUAAGUUCAACUCUCUAUUAAAGUUUGUAUUUUUCUUGAUCAAUCCCUGCAUCCCAGUGACAACCAGAAAGAAUAUGAUAUUAAAUCGUCCAUUCAGGAAUAUCACUGUCAGGAAAGAGCUAGACACACACACCUACAUUUACAACUGGAGAAAUAUUUAUAUGAGAUCGGCUGGGAUGGUCUAAGCUGUAGCACAUGGUGUGUCUCUCACACAUCAGAGUAGAGCACACAGCCAAUAUGAAUUUUUACCCAUAUGCUUCAUAAUUACAACUGGUAGAGGCGCAAUCAGCCCUCUCUUAAACUGAGCACAGCUGUGAUCUCAUUGGUGUCUGUAAAAAGAAACUGACACCUGAGCUCUCUGUGCAGCCCCACCUGAUUCAACACUGUUGUGUCUUCUUUGGUGUUGUAGAAAUUAGAUAGUUUGUAUUUGUAACAGGUGCACAGAUAGGGGUUGAAACUGGGCUUGCUGAUUUCUGCUCAUUGUGUUGUUCUGUUUGUACACUACUAGAACCUUCUGAGACAAGUAAAGUGUGGCAUCCUACCAGGGAAAGAAAACUCUCACGGGGGCCUCACAUUGUCAGGAUGGGUAUUGCUGAAUGAAAAAUGAAGUGUUAAGAGAAUGUCGGGUAAUCUCCUUCUGAGAUAAAAAACAAAGCACCAUAGCUAAUUAAAGCUUUAUUAAUCACUAAUGUAAUUCACACAAAGUAAAAUUUCUUGGGGUUAUGAGUGGAGUUCAGUAGUAUAGUUCUUACCUAGCAUUCACAAAGCCCUGGUACUGAAAAGGAAGGAGGGAGGGAAAUGUCUUCACAGUUUUGUGAACUCUUGUCCUUUGGCCCAGGAGUAUAGAAAGGCUGCCCCAUUAAAUUCCUCCUUUGCUGAAGAAUCAUGCAUUCUUACCAGUGAGGAGCUGAAGGUUGAUUUCGUUAGCAAUGACUCAGUUCAAACCCACAGGGUAGGUGGGGUUCUCACUUGUGAGUGAAAGCUAAAUUUGGAGUGUAAAAGGGCUUGUCUCCUACUUCCUCUAUUCAUCUGCACAGUCGAGUACCCUUAAGGGUUAAUAUUAUCUCCUCUUAGCACUGAAAGAGAUAUCCAUGUCUCCUGCUUCUUGGGAAUUUAAGGUUUGGCUUCUUCUGGAAGAGCUCUAAGCCAUGCACUUGAAAGGACAAGGUAGAUCUCUAUGAUGCCUGGUGCACACAGUUCCAUACCACUCAGAAUUAUGUAUAAGACUUCAAUGAUAAAUAAGUAAAUAAACAAAUAAAUGAUCCAGCCAUCUAGUGAAUUCCAAAAGAGGCAAAAAGUAGUGCUUUAUACAAUGUAUUUUGUGUAGCUCUCAUUUCUUUUCAUAUUUUCCUAUAGGGUUCUUGAGUGUAAAUUGUAUUUCUGAAGACAUGUCUAACUGGUCAAUGUUUUCUUGGCGAAUCUCCCUCCAUUUCCAGGGCACCAGACUAAUUUCCAAUCAAAUUAUGGUCAGAAUGCUGUGCAGAACAGAGUUAUUUGUGCCACAGAGUAGCUCCCUGGCUACUGACAAAUGCCCACAUGGUUGCUGGGCCCACCAACCUGGAGUUUCCUAGAAUAAUCUUAUGUUUGUACUUCUCCAUCCUGCUAAGAUGUAUACCACUGAAAAGGAGAGAGGUGUCUGACUCAGUCUGAAUAAACAACACUUCCUACUAGGGUUCUGAACUGUUUCUUUAAUCUCAUGCCUCUUGGGUCUCAGCUCUGGAGUUCCUGAACGUCACAGAACAUACGGGUUUCUGGGAGAUACCAAAGCUAAGUGAGUGGAUGGAGGACCCAGGCUCAAUGUAGUACUAGAACCUGGAGAACCAGCUACCAGGCACUGCUCAACGAUGCACAGCCCCAAUGUUUGCCCCGGUGUGGAACUUAGUUCAGCUCAGUUAUCUCAGAAGCAAUCCUGCAGCCGUGCCUCAGAACCUGGUGCAAAACCAUCUGUGUGGUAAGGAUAUGGCUCAGUGGUCCAGCUG